This is a messenger RNA of Nerophis ophidion (straightnose pipefish), 5736 nucleotides long. Its product is annotated as inositol polyphosphate-4-phosphatase type I A-like. Lineage: Eukaryota; Metazoa; Chordata; Actinopteri; Syngnathiformes; Syngnathidae. The record is from RefSeq and is a predicted model, not a curated record. Gene Ontology annotation, cellular component: cytoplasm. Gene Ontology annotation, molecular function: phosphatidylinositol-3,4-bisphosphate 4-phosphatase activity. The transcript is spliced from 25 exons. The coding region runs from base 348 to 3449 and encodes 1033 amino acids.
CUGUUUGUGCUGCAAAGUGUUCAAUGGCUGGAGUGAUAGGGGAAGACGAGAGGGAAGAGAGACGCAGCUGCAUUAUUUUUUUUGCCUCGUGAUGCCGUCAGCAACGUGACUUUGUUUACAUCCUGCCUGGUCGUGGAAGCGGGCAUCCUCGGGUUGUGACCUCCAGUUUCUCUACCUCAUCAAAAGUCCUCCUCACCUUCCUGGAGAAGACUACCAGCCAACUGCUUCCAGAAGCAAAUGUGGAGAGACACGGAGGGAAGGACCAAGUCUCAUGGGAGUGUGUGACAGUACGAGCGUAAGGCUUCGUGUUCUGGCCUCCCGCCAUUGCCCCCUCGUCCCAGACAAGCAUGGCAGGGAGCAGAGAGCGCAGUGGUCGGGCCCAGAGGCCGUGGUCAGUCUACCGGGCGAACACGUUCCAGCUGUCCAGCGAGAUGAUUGGCUUAGCCCUGGCAGGAAACAGCCAGGACCCAGAUGAACCUGUGCUUGAGUUCAGCAUUGCCUGCAAAGACCUGCUGACUCCUGCUUUGGAUCGAAAACCCAACAGUUUUGUAGCUGUGAGCUGCACAACGCCACCGCAGGCCUUCUGGACCAAACACGCCCAGACAGAAGUCAUAGAGGGUAGCAGCAACCCCAUCUUCCUGAGCAGCAUCGCCUUCUUCCAGGAUUGCAACAUCAACCAGCAGACGCAGGUGAAACUGGCUGUCUACGACGUGAAGGACCGCUCCCAUGGCACGAUGUACAUGUUGGGCUCAGCACUCUUCCCUGUGAAGGAGUUGCUGCAUGAAAAAGACCAAAAAUUAGAGCUGGAACUCAGGUCAGCGGAGAACAAGCGGGUGGGAAACCUCUCCGUGUCCGCUUGGCAGAUGGGCGAGAAAGCAGAUCAGAGAAUUUCAGUCAGCCGUCUUCCAGACAGUAACAAUGGCCGGACGAUGCUUGCUGUUGACGAGAGCCUUUCGGAAGCGAUGGGGGUGCGAAUCAAGUACGCCUCACUGUGCAGAGACACCCUUCUGCGUUCGGUGUUUGGAGGCACAAUGUCCAGGAUGUACCGCUUCCCUACAACUAAUGGCAACCACCUGCGGGUGCUUGAGCAGAUGGCCGAGAGCAUCUUGUCCCUGAACAUCCCCAGACAGUUUGUCAAACUGCUGUUGGAGGAGGACACGGCCCGGGUCGGUGAGCUGGAGGAGCUGGGAGAGUUGUCCCCUUGCUGGGAGAACCUGCGGCGACAGAUCGUCACACACUACCAAGCUGUCAUAGGCUCGUACCAGGAAACACUCUCCGACCUCAGUGACUACAAAGGGCCGUCAUUUAAAGCCAGCAGUCGGAAGGCUGACAGGAAGAUGGAGUUCAUGCCAACCAACCUCCACAUUCAGAGGAUGAGGGUUCAGGAUGAGUUGGGUUUUGGUGAGGCAGCUUGGAUCACAUUCACUUUGCUUUGUCAAUGUUUCUUAUUUUGUUUUGACCUUUGCUCUCCAGAGCACACGUAUGAUGUCAUCACCAUCGGUGCGCCGGCUGCGCACUGCCAGGGCUUUAAAAAUGGUGGCCUGAGAAAACUGACUCAGAAAUUUGAGGAAGCAAAGAAACACACCGUCUCCAGCUCGCAGUCUAUCGUCUUCAUACCUCAGGAUGUGGUUCGAGCCAAAGAGAUCAUCUCCCACAUCAACACCCUGAAGACACAGGUCUAUUAUUACGCCGAGAGGCUUUCUCGAGCUGCAAAGGACCGUUCUGCCAGCGGAAUGGAAAGGACACUCGCCACGCUGGCCGACAAGACUCGACAACUGGUGACAGUAUGUGAUUGCGAGCUGCUGGCGUCUGCCAUUCAGGCUCUCAACGCAGCAAGGCCCGAGUACAUCGCCUCCAAACUGUCUCCCUCCGCUGAUUCCGAGCAAGUAGUCCUCCGCAAUGACCAGGACACGCUGCUGGCCAAGUGGAGCGGCAACAACAGUCGAUCAUCGCUGCUCGUAGACUGGCAUGAGAAGGAGUGGGAGAAAGUGUGGCUGAAUGUGGACAAGUCACUGGAGUGCAUCAUCCAGCGUGUGGACAAGCUGCUGCAGAAGGAAAGGCAUCCUGGUGACAGCGUUCAAGGCGCAGGCCAGUCAGACGGUGCCAGUAAAAAGGGUGACGGAAAACGACGCGCUUUUUGGAUCAACCCCAGAAGUUCUUUGCCAGAGUUUCCAUUACUAUCCUCAUCAGCUUCACCUCCCCCAUCAUCACCUUCCUUGCCUGCUCUCUCAUCUGCAUGCCCUCCAAGCCCUGCACAAGACAGCUUGCCCAACAAUCAGGCGUGUUGCGCUUCAUCCCUUCUGGACGGAAGCCCUAACGUUGAGGAGGUGUACCCAGGCGAGUGGAGCGAGGCGUUGUACCCUCUUCUCACCACGCUCACCGACUGCGUGGCCAUGAUGAGCGACAAAGCCAAAAAGUCCAUGGUCUUUCUCCUCAUGCAGGACAGCGCAGCCACAAUUGCGAUGGACGUUUCCCUGCAGUACCGCCGUGAUGUCGUCUUCUGCCAGACACUCACUGCUCUCAUCUGCGGCUUCAUUAUCAAACUGAGGAACUGUCUCCGUGACAACGGGUUCCUCCGACAGUUGUACACCAUUGGCCUGCUGGCUCAGUUUGAGUCCCUCCUCAGCACCUACGGAGAGGAGUUGGCCAUGUUGGAGGACAUGAGCAUCGGCGUAAUGGAUCUGCGGAAUGUCACCUUUAAGGUGACACAGGCGACCGGCAGCUCCGCCCUCGACAUGUUGCCGAUCAUCACCGGCAACCGUGACGGCUUCAACGUCCGCAUCCCUUUGCCGGGAAGCAUGUUUGAUGCGUUGCCGCGGGAGAUCCAGAGCGGAAUGCUGCUCAGAGUCCAGCCGGUGCAUUUUAACGUGGGCAUCAACGAGCAGCAGACGCUGGCUGAGAAGUUUGGAGACACAUCACUUCAGGAGACAAUCAACAUGGAGAGUUUGACGAGGCUCAACUCUUACUAUGAACAAUUUAAAGAAGUUCUGCCUGAGGACUGCCUCCCGAGGUCCCGUUCUCAGACUUGUCUUCCGGAGUUGCUCAGGUUUCUGGGCAAGAACGUGGAGUCGAGGAAAAAUAAGAACGUGGACAUCUUAUGGCAAUCAGCUGAGAUCUGUCGCCGGAUCAACGGCGUUCGUUUCACCAGCUGCAAAAGCGCCAAGGACCGGACGGCCAUGUCGAUCACCCUGGAGCAGUGUCUGAUCCUGCAGCACGAGCACGGCAUGGCGCCGCAGGUCUUCACUCAGGCCCUGGAUUGUAUGCGCAGCAUUGGGACAAGGGAGGGGGUGAUCCAGAAGAACCUGAGUGGUUUACUGCCGGUGCGGGACUUCCGCGUGGACCCCAGCCUCCUGUACUCCCUGCCCCUGCUGGCCCUCAGCCCCAACCUCCUGGUGGUGUGGAUCUUCCUCAGCGUGACUUUUAUCCUGACCAGACUCCGCUGCAGCUGAGCGCCGACCAGUUUAGCAAGACCCAGAUGUAUUUGUCUCACUUUCCAGGAGGAGAGAGGACCUACACUCGCUCUGCUGCAUGGUCAACUGAUGCCUUGUGCUCAGGAACGUUUUCGGUUUCUUGCCAAAUCUACAGACCCUCUUAUUAGUGUCAAUAAGUAUUCGUAGUAUAAUGUUGGUUAUUAAAGAGUCCCCUGGAGACAUUAUUUCCAGGGACCGGCUUUCCACGUGUGCCAGAUAAAUACAGCAAAAAUAAGUGCAUGAAAAAUCCAAGUCACCAGAGAGCUGAAUUAGUGGGAGCAUUGGGCUUGUUUCUUUGCAAUGAGAUCCUCAGCAGGUUACCAUCAACCUGCGGGGCACUGCAGAUGGAAAUCAGCCUUAGGCUACAAUCUGUCACAUUUAUAUUUGAUAUAUUCAUUAAUGUGCAAUGUAUCACCUCACAAAAGUUAUAGCAAAUGGCAACUUCCUAUAAGGAGUUUUAUUGUACAUUUAUAAACAACGGGCGGCACAGCUCGGUUGGUAGAGUGGCCGUGCCAGCAACUUGAGGGUUCCAGGUUCCAUGCACGCUUCCGCCAUCCUAGUCCCUGCCGUUGUGUCCUUGGGCAGGACACUUUACCCACCUGCUCCCAGUGCCACCCACACUGCUUUAAAUGGAACUUAGAUACUGGGUUUCACUAUGUAAAAGCGCUUUGAAGUGAAUUGUGUAAUUCACCUCACUUCACUUAUUAGUGACAGGGCAAGUUAAGUUGGAGAAAAUGCAGUCGUUAAUAAAUGAUCUAAUGUUUAUCUGCAGCCCGGUAGCAAAUGUGUCACGGACUGGUACCGUUUCCCGGACCGCUGAUUGAGGACCACUGCUCUAGACCACAACUUUUGAGCAUUAUUUGUUCUACAUAAUCUGGAGGGGCUAAAUUGAGACUUUGGUGAGUUUUAAGUCACUCCUUGUAUCAUAUUUAUUCCACUCUUGAAUCUCGGGAAUAGUCAGUUACUUCUCAAGAUUUCCCAGAGAGCUUGGAAAUGUCAUCCAUGGCAACUCGAUGGGUGCCCACUGCUCGGUUUGUUGUCUUUGAAACGCCGGCCAGAAUGUUUUUGUUUUUUUUUUUGGUACAAGGAUUGUGUCUGAAUGUUAAUACCGGAGUAAGUAAGCAAGGCAGUACUGGGAAGAUUGUUUGGUUUUCUGGGGAGCGAAAGACUACCGUAUUUUUCGAACUAUAAGUCGCAGUUUUUUUCAUAGUUUAGGGUGCGACUUAUGUGUGAAAUUAUUAACACAUUACCAUAAAAUAUCAAAUAUUAUUAUAUAGCUCAUUCACGUAAGAGACUAGAAGUAUAAGAUUUCAUGGGAUUUAUGGAUUAGGAGUGAGAGAUAGUUUGGUAAAGGUAUAGCAUGUUCUAUAUGUUAUAGUUAUUUAAAUGACUCUUACCAUAAUAUGUUAGCUUGACAUAGCAGUUGCUUAUUUAUGCCUCAUAUAACCUACACUUAUUCAGCCUGUUCACUAUUCUUUAUUUAUUUUAAAUUUCCUUUCAAAUGUCUAUUUUUGGUGUUGGGUUUUAUCAAAAAAAUGUCCCCAAAAAAUGCGACUUAUAUAUAUGUUUUUUCCUUCUUUAUCAUGCAUUUUCGGCAGGUGCGACUUAUACUCCGGAAAAUACGGUAAAUGAGCACUGAUGUUACAUAUAAUGGACACCACACGACUAAUAUAGCACUAUAUUACAGAACAGAAGCAUCACAUUGUGCAACCAAGUCGGCUUUUAAGGCUCCUGCUUUUUGUCAUGUCGCUCUGUGGCUCAGCUAUCCACUUUCAUGUAGUUUCAACUACAAUACCUUCUAGUUGUUCUCUGUGUGUACUUUAAGAUCCUAAAGCUUGCACAACAAUAUUUUUGGUAAUGUCCAAAAGAAAUUCAGUGUUUCUGAUCUUGUUUCCUUCUGCUGCUUCUGUGCUCUCAACUACCUCUGCAAGACUCAAGUCCCUUGACUGUGUUCACUUGAAAGCCGUUCAAAUAAGAAAGGUGUAACACCGACAAGCAGCGGAGGGAUGUAGAAAGAAUAGCAAGUCCUAUAUUUACAGCACUUAACCCUGAAUUCUCCAUCUGUUUUGUGCAAUGACACUAAUAGUCCAACUGAUACAAAUAACAAAAAAAAGCCAAUCUAAUUUCAUUGUAGUUUAUAUUUACUGACAAGGAAUUAAAUCUGGGGAAAUGACGUCUGCUGUUGUACAUAAGUAAUGUUUACAUGAUUUUAUUUAAACAGGAAGACAGAAUAUCUUAUUAUUAUGAUGCUUGUGCAAUAAAGCUG